UUAUUAAAGAAAAUUAUUACUGCUAUCAUGGCUGCUCCUAAGGUUCACCCAUUCGAGUCCGUCACUGACUACGAAAUUAGAGCUGCUUCUAAGUUGGUUAAGGAUGCUUAUCCAGCCUCUGCUAAUGUGCACUUUGUUCAAAUCGACAGAGUCGAUCCUCCAAAGAAAGAUAUGAUCAAAUAUUUGGAAGCUGAAAAACACGGUGCCGAUUUACCCUUCAUCCCAAGAGUGUUGUACUGUUACUACUACACCAAUGAAUUGGAAUUCAACAAGGCAUUGGUUAACGUUACCAUUGGUCAUGUCAUUACCAAGACCCAAUUACCAAAGGGUACUGUUGGUCCUUUCUUGCCUGAAGAUAUGAUUGAGUGGGAAGAACACUGUAACAACCAUCCACUUGUUCUCGCCGAAAUCGAGAAGUUGAAGUUGCCAAAGGGUUAUUCUGUCAGAAACGACCCAUGGAUUUACGCCACUGAUGAUGCUAACGAAAGAAGACCUUUGGUGCAAUUCUUUAUGUACGUAUUGGCUGGUAACGGGCACUCGGAAUCCAACCACUACUCUUUACCUUUGAAGUUUUCUCCCGUGUUUGAAGCCUAUUCCAAGAAGUUCGUAAGAAUCGACUACUUGCCAGGUGGAUAUGAUGAGACUACCACCCCAACUAUGCCAUGGCAGGAAGUUCCUUGUGUUCAAUAUCAUCCCGAUUUGAACGGAGAGACCAAGAUGAGAGAUGUCAAGCCAUUAUUAAUUUCGCAGCCAGAAGGUCCAUCUUUCACUUUCGAGAAGGGAAAGGUCACCUGGCAAGGAUGGGAAUUCAGAGUUUCUACCUCCGCUAGAGAAGGUGUUGUUAUAUACGAUGCCAAGUUUAAGGGUAGACAAACUUUCUACAGAAUUUCCUUGUCGGAAAUGACUGUUCCAUAUGGUGAUCCAAGAGCUCCUUACCACAGAAAACAAGCAUUUGAUUUGGGUGACUGUGGUUUCGGCGUCAACGGUAACAAGUUGGGCUUGGGAUGUGACUGUCUUGGUGUUAUCAAGUACCUUGAUGGUCAUGGAAUCAAAGCCACUGGUGAACCAUUCACCAUUCCAAGCACCGUUUGUAUGCACGAACAAGAUAAUGGUCUUUUGUACAAACAUGUCAACUACAGAACCGACAAUGCCGUUGUUGCCAGAAGAAGAGAAUUCGUUGUUCAAACCAUUGCUACAGUUGCCAACUACGAAUAUAUUCUCAAUCUUAAAUUCGUAACUGACGGUUCCAUUGAUAUUGAGGUGAGAGCCACCGGUAUCUUAUCCACUAUGCCAAUUGAUGAAAACGUUACGGUUCCUUGGGGUACCAUUGUUGGUCCAAACGUAAUGGCUGCUUACCAUCAACACAUUUUGUCUUUCAGAAUUGAUCCAGCUAUUGAUGGCCACAAAAAUACCGUGGUUUACGACGAUGUGGAAAAGAUGCCAAUAUCUAAGUUGAACCCAUACGGUGUUGGCUUUAUCACUAAAAGAAACUACAUUGAGAAGGCUGGUAGUAUCGACCAAUCUCCUUUCACCAACAGAAGUUACAAGGUUAUCAAUGAACAUGUCGUUAACCCAAUUUCUAAGACUCCAGUUGGUUACAAGAUUAACAUGCCAGCCCGUCAAAUGGUUUUGGCUGAUGCCAACUCUUUCAACGUCAAGAGAGCCAAGUUCUCUACCGAACAGGUAUGGGUCACCAAGUACAACGAUCACCAAUUGUUUGCUGCCGGUGAAUUUACUAAUCAAUCUCACGAGGAUACUGGUUUAGGAGUUUGGGCCAAUGGAGUUGACCCAGUUAGAGAUGAAGACUUGGUUGUUUGGGCCACCAUGGGAUUCACCCACAUUCCAAGAGUUGAAGAUUUCCCAGUUAUGCCCGUUGAAAUCCACAAUAUUCACUUAAGUCCUUUCAAUUUCUUUGACAGAAACCCAGCUUUGGAUCUUCCUCAAGCCAAUAACACUUUCAACAAAUCUGUCUUGGCUCCAAGCUCCACCAGUGCUGAAAAGUCCUGUUGCAAGACUAACUUGUAAGUGUGAACCACUGUGUAAGAUAUUAGUGAUAGAUUUUAAUAUAAAUGAUGUGCCGAAGAAAAUA
This is a messenger RNA of Yamadazyma tenuis ATCC 10573, 2089 nucleotides long. RefSeq names its product Amo2p (gene AMO2). Gene Ontology annotation, biological process: amine metabolic process. The record is from RefSeq and is a predicted model, not a curated record. Lineage: Eukaryota; Fungi; Ascomycota; Pichiomycetes; Serinales; Debaryomycetaceae. Gene Ontology annotation, molecular function: quinone binding; primary methylamine oxidase activity; copper ion binding.